AUGGGGAAGGGGAGCAACGCUUGCAAGCGGAAUGCAGCUCGACUUCGUGCGGAUGACAAGGCAGGGAAGGAGCCUAAGAGUCAGCUCAAGACCAACCAAGCGGCUAUGUCCAUUAAGUGCAGAGUCUGCAUGCAGCCGUUCAUGAAGACGCAGAGUCCCUCGCAGCUGUCAGAGCAUGCGAGGAACAAGCACAACAAAGCACUGGAGGACUGUUUCCCCGACCUUGAAAGUGGUAGCUAG
Molecule: messenger RNA, 240 nt
Organism: Eimeria necatrix
Lineage: Eukaryota; Apicomplexa; Conoidasida; Eucoccidiorida; Eimeriidae
Exons: 3
Coding region: 1-240 (79 amino acids)
Source: RefSeq, a predicted model, not a curated record